Arabidopsis thaliana (thale cress) is the source of this 1367-nucleotide messenger RNA. RefSeq lists its product as uncharacterized. The transcript has 5 exons. Gene Ontology annotation, molecular function: microtubule binding. NCBI's taxonomy places the organism in Eukaryota, Viridiplantae, Streptophyta, Magnoliopsida, Brassicales, Brassicaceae. Gene Ontology annotation, biological process: cell division; chromosome segregation. Bases 658 to 1122 code for a protein of 154 amino acids. The record is from RefSeq and is marked reviewed.
UGUGGUGAGCACAAAGCGAACUACUCUUUCGCCUUUUACUAAAGAAUACCGUGUGCUCUCCACGCCAAGUGGCAUACGCCUAUUUUUGGAGGGCUCUCACGUAAAUGUGAGACCCAAUAGUUUCUAGUCUGAAUAUUAAUUUAUUUUAUGUCUUGCUCCCCUGUUUGGAUAGCAAGUUCUAAAGCCCAGUGGUUAAAGAAUAUAUUGGGUUGUCAGAAUAUGUUGAGUGGUUUAAAUUUAGAAUCAACUAUGAUUUGCCAUUUUUUAAUAGUAUUUAUAGAUUUUUCCAAAAUUUUUUUCAUAGUUUAUCAAUAUAUAAUUUUAAAUAAUUCUCAUUCACAAUCAAUUAAAAGAAAUGCAUCUGUUUAGAUUCUUUGCUGUGCCUAUUCAUAUAAUCUGUUUUUUCUUUCUUAUUUGUUGGAUUCUUGCUAUUUAAAUGUUUGGAAAAAAAAUUCUUUCUAUUUUCUAAAAAAUUGACUAAAGAGAAAAUCAAUGUUGACCAUCUGGAAAUUUAUCUAAUGAUUUAUUAAUUUUCCCUUUUCCCUUUAAAGAGAAAAGUAAAAAUCUAAACAAAAUAAGUAUAAAAAAAAAAUUUUAACUAGUCAAAACCCCUAGCAUUUUGCAAAAGAGAGGGAAAGAGGAGAAACGAAGAAGAAGAUGAUGAUGAUGAAAGGAAAUGGAUCUAAAUCUUCCUUAAACUCUUUGAUAUCUUCUUUGGGCGAUUCGGCCCGAGAGCUGAUUAAACUCAGAUCGACUCUGAGGAUGGAUGGAGAUGUCAGUAUCACAGGGCUUAUAGCGAUCAUUGCGUCAUUUCAGUCGGUAGAGCUUCAGAUACAAGCUAUCAAAGAUUUAUUGCGUCAAAGGAAAGAAGCUAUUCCCAACGGCAAGCUCUCGAGAUAUUUCUAUUCCUUUACUCUGUUUGAUGUUGAGAUGACCGUAUCUGAGAUUGAGACUCUACAACGAAUAAUUUCUCCUUUUGCUGAGUUUUACACGAACAUGGCAAGGGAGUUGCAUCCAGAGUUGUUUUCAGAUGAUUCAAAUACAUGGCGGUGGUUGUUGUCCCAAGCCCAACCGAGGAAAUACAACAGAACAACCAACUUCAAAAUGAACCGGAACCGUUGAGGCGUGAAAGCAAGACAGACAGCAGUUGCUUUGGUAAAAGAAGAUGGAUGGGCUCGUGCAUGAAAGGAAAGGAGAGAAUCUAAGGAGCUAGGUUUAGGCUUGUUUUUCUAAUUAAAUUCCACAGACUAUAGUUGCAAUUAUAAGUAGUGUCCCAACUUCUUGGCCCUCUUCUCUUGUCCAAGAGUAGUACUGUGAACGUUGUAAAGUAUAGCAAUACUGAUUAUCAUGGCAUACUCACUUUGAAU